GAGAGAUGAGAAGGAGAGAGAGAGGGAGCGAGAGAGAGAGAGAGAGAGAGAGAGAGAGAGAGAGAGAGAGGAGCGCAGCUCUCCUGAGGAAGACACUUCCACAUCUCUCCGACCUGUUUGAGCGGCUCUUUCUGUUUUUGCCUCUGUGAGUUCGCUCAGAAGGACGUGUCGCCGCGUUUGUGCACUGCUGGAAAACUCCGCGUGUCGGAUGUGGAGUAGCUGCUCUGUGGUUCUCUGUGAGGGCUCGAGGCGGAUUUCUCUCAGUGGACACCUUCCCUUCACCUGGACUUCAGGGCGUGAAAUGAUCCGGAGAGAUCCCUCCAGGCUGCGCUUUUCUGACUGAUUUUCGUGCGUUUCUCUAGGAUAGCCCGCUCUCCCGCCGCAGUGUUGAGGAUGUAUGUGGUGCUGCUGCUCGCCUCCGUAGCGGGACUCUCUACAGUAACAGCUCUGACUCCGAUGGCCGGUUCCUGUGGAGGAAACAUCACCAUUUUGAGUGCAGGCUAUGUGACGUCUCCUGGUUACCCGUCCUCGUACCCGCUCUCUGAGCAGUGUGUGUGGCUCAUCCGUGCACCAGACCCCCAGCAGAAGAUCCUCAUCAACUUCAACCCACACUUCGACCUGGAGAACCGCGAGUGCAAGUAUGACUUUGUGGAGGUGUACGAUGGAGACAGUGAGAAGGCCUCUCUGGUGGGGAAGUUUUGUGGAAAAAUUGCUCCAUCCCCAAUCAUCUCCUCUGGAAACUCUCUGCUGAUCAAAUUCACCUCGGACUACGAGACCAACGGGGCUGGAUUCAGCAUCCGCUACGAGGUGCACCAAAAAGGCACGGAAUGUUCCAGAAACCUGACCGCUCCAAGUGGAGUGAUCCAGACACCCGGGUACCCUGAUAAAUACCCCAACAACCUGGAGUGUACCAUCACCAUCUUGGCGCCGAAGAUGGCAGAGAUCGUGCUGGAGUUUGAAAGGUUUGACAUGGAGCCUGAUAGUACUGCCCCUGCUGGAGCUGUGUGCCGCUUUGACUACCUGGAAAUCUGGGACGGAUACCCCACAGUUGGCCCUCAUAUUGGGAGAUACUGUGGUCUUCAUAGUCCAGGCCGAGUCAUAUCCUAUACCGGUGUCCUGUCCCUCUCCAUCCACACUGACAACGCCAUCAGCAAGGACGGCUUCUCAGCUAAUUACAGCUUCCAAUCCAGCCCAGAGCCUCCACAGGACCAAAAGACUAACUGCAACUAUACACUAGGAAUGGAAUCAGGAGAGAUUAGUGAUGAUGCAAUUACAGCCUCUUCCCAAUACAACCCCAGUUGGUCUCCUCUCCGCUCACGACUGAACUUCCCCAAUAAUGGCUGGACACCAUCAGAAGACUCCACCCGAGAGUGGAUACAGGUGGAUCUGGGUUUCCUCCGAUAUGUCUCGGCUGUAGGAACCCAAGGAGCCAUCUCCAAGGAGACAAAGAAAGCCUAUUAUGUGAAGACCUAUAAAGUCAGCAUCAGCAGCAAUGGAGAAGAUUGGAUCAUAGUGAAGGAUGGAAACAAGCACAAGGUGUUUUUGGGUAAUACUAACCCCACUGACGAGGUGCGCUCCUACCUCCCUAAACCUGCCCUGACACGCUAUAUUCGGAUACGUCCUCUGACCUGGCAACAAGGCAUCUGUAUGCGCUUUGAAUUGUAUGGCUGCAAAAUAUCAGACUUUCCCUGCUCCAGUAUGUUAGGGAUGGUCUCUGGUCACAUUUCAGAUGCUCAGAUCUCUGUCUGGCCAGAGAUGGAGAGAGGGUGGUUACCGGAGCAGGCGAGGCUGCUGACAGGCCGUUCUGGCUGGGUGUCUCACGUCCCACCAGGCCUCACACACACCCCAUGGCUGGAGCUGGAUCUGGGGGCCACCCGCUGGGUCACCGGAGUCAUCGUACAGGGAGGGAAGCACCGGGACAAGACUGUUUUUGUCCGACGCUUCAAGCUGGGAUACAGCACUAAUGGAUCUGACUGGAGCUACGUACUGGAAAAGAAUAGCAGCAAAGCUAAGGUUCGGGAGGAGGGGAAAACGUUCUCAGGAAACCAGAACCACGACACCCCAGAGGUACGUUCCUUUGAUCCUCUGAUGGUGCGUUUUGUGCGGUUGUAUCCCGAACGUGGUGCACCUGAUGGCAUGGGACUCAGACUGGAACUGUUGGGCUGUGACUUAGAACAGACCACCACUCCUCUUCCCCCAAUCACUCCUCUUUCUCCUACCACAACAGUGGUGGUAACCUCCAGUGCUCCGGUAAUCAGCCCAGCCACCACGACUGUUCCCACGCUGACGGAAGACUGUGAUGACGAAUCAGCAAACUGUCACAGUGGAACAGGUACAAGUGAAGAUUAUGAGCCAACAGCAAGUACCACAGCAGAGGAGCCAAUGCUGGAUGUUGACAUGGUACCAGAGUUCAUUUGGUUUGACUGUGAUUUUGGAUGGGCUGAUAACCCCUCAUACUGUGGGUGGCUACCAGAAAGCAUAGGAGGAGUUGACUGGCUCAUACAAAGCAAUGGCAAACCCUCUGAUCUCCAACUGCCCAAAGUGGAUUACAGAGGGGAACCAGGAAACUUCAUUUACACUGCACAGUCCACAGACACGCUGCACCCAGUCACAGAGAGAGAAAAAGAGUUAGAGACUGCAUCGGAGAGAGAGGGAGGGAUGGAAACAGAAAUAACAGCAGAGGCAGAAAAAGAGAGAGAGAUGGAGGAAGAAGAAGAAAUAGUGGAGAGAGAAAGAAAGUGGGCACGGUUGGUCAGCCUGCCAGUCACAGCUCCGGAAGAAGACCUUUGUGUGUCAUUCUGGUACCAGUUUACCGGAGAACACACAGGAGCUCUACAUAUCAGGCAGAGGAGAAAGGGAGGCGGAGAGGAGGAGGAGGAGGGGAAAGGAGGAGAAGAUCAAGGAGAAAGAGUUGAGGGAAAGAGGGAUGACAGAACAACAGAAGAGGAAGUGCUCCUGUGGAAAAUGGACAGGCAGGAGACCGGCCGCUGGAAGGAAGGAAGAGUCCUGAUGCCCCGUGCUGACGCACCGUAUCAGGUGAUCAUUGAGGGUGUGGUUGACGGUGCAUCGUCCGGUCAUAUUUCUAUGGAUAAUAUAAGAAUUAUUCAUGUGAGACCCAAAGAGUGUCAGGAUCCAGAUGUUGAAAUGGCUGUUGAUGACUAUAAGCCUGAGAUUGAGUGUGGUGAUGAGGAGGAGCCAGGGUGGAGGUACGGUGUGCACGGGGGCUCCAUGUUGAAGACGCUGGACCCCAUCCUGAUCACCAUCAUUGUGAUGAGUGCCGUGGGGGUCCUACUGGGUGCCGUCUGUGGGGUGGUGCUCUACUGCGCCUGCUCCCAAAACCCCGACCGAAACCUUUCCGCCCUCGAGAACUACAACUUUGAGCUUGUCGACGGCCUAAAGCUGAAGAAGGGGAAAGCGAGCGCACAGAAGUCUUACACCGAGGCGUGAGGACUGGCCUGGCUUCGGCCGGCGUUAAAAGUACAGAAGUCUUGGCCGGCCAGACGCUGGGCUAACAUUGAGGGAAGACUGAGGAAAGGCUCGCAGGAGGCCUGAGGACCAUUUCAGUAACGCUGCGAGUGCGAUUCGGUAGUUUGAGACUGAGCCAUGCUUUUCUCAGGAUCUGCAGUAAGAGGGACAGACCUCCAGAGGGCGCUGUGUGUAAAGAAAAAAAAUGUACAGUCAGUGGUGAUUGUCACUUUGUUGGUUUGUCUGUUUUGUUUGUUGUUGUUUUUUUCUUUUCUACAAAGAUGCUGGUGAUGCGACCAAUCAAGAUGAAAGUAUUUAUCUUCUCUACAAGUUGGGACUUUAUGUGUUCGGGGGGCCCUUUUUGUUCCUCAAAGAAGAAGAAAACAGCGUGUGGAGAGAGAGACAUUGACACAUUUGUAGUCUAGAACUGAGCUUUCACUAUUUUAGUGCUUUGUGCCUGGUUGUUUGAGGGUUUGUGGCUGGUUGUGUGAGUGUGUGUGUGGGUGUGGGUGUGGGUGUAAGAAAGGGACACAGACAGAAAGAGUUCAGGAAGUUUAAAGACAUGUACGUGUGUGUGGCUUGAGGCUUGUGUUCCAUCCCAAUAGUGCCUUUUUACAUAUUUCUGUUGCCUUUUCACACCUGGUCACACCUCAGUCCUCAUCCUCCAAGCGGCAUGUCAUCUGGCAGGCCAAGAGUCAAAGGUUAAAAUGAAAAGUUAUUCAUAUAUUCUACCGGUGCUUCUUGAACACUGCCUAAAGGACAUGCUGUAUGGCCACAGGAUCUGUAUCAGUGAAACAUGUACAACAGGAGAUACGUAAUCACUCCCAUAUUACCAUUAGCAUAUAUUAAAGGAAUGGUUCCCCUUACCUCAGAUGUCAGUGACCAGCCAAGACAUGCUCCGUGCCCAAAUUUUGCUUCUUUAGCUUGGUGCUAACAAAUUCAAAACCCCAGUAGUCACCAAAAUCUUUUCAGUGAACACAUUCCCAAAAUUUCUCUCAACCCACUCAAACCACUUCCAGCUCUUCAUUAAGGUUGUGCAAAUUUGUCGAUGUGGUUUAAGACGUAGCAUGACACACUGUGAACUAUAAAAAUGAACAGAACUUCACUUUGUAGCUAAAAGCUACAUCAGCCAUUUUAGACAGCAGGUACUGUGACGAAUUCUGACUCCCCUUCGAGUUCACAAACAUCAAUAACUGUUUAAUUUGGGAGACUAUUGACUUCUACGGUUUGUUAGCAGCAUUAGCUUAGUAGCUAUAGCUCUAAACCAAAGACACGAAAUUUGGACACCACAUUUUGGCAGAUCGACUACAUCUGGGGUAGACAGGAAACUGUGUAAAUAAGAUUUUUAACCAAAUCAUUCCUUUAAUUUAGUACAUACUGCGCCUGCUCCCACAAUAACAAUCUACCCAUAUUAAAUACUUGCCUGAUGUCAGCAAUCAGUUUCUCUAUUAGGGAUGCACUAAUAUGGGAAUUAUGGGCCGAUGCCUGAUAUUAUUUAUGCACAUAUCUGCCAAUACAUAAAUAUUUAUAAAAUAUUGUGGCUGUCAGAACAAAACCUGAUAUGCUGUAUCUCCAAAAUGGUGUCUUUACUGGAUAAGGAAAAAAAAUAUUCUUUAAUGCAACAGUUAUUGAUUCCAAUUAGUUUUGGAAUAUUGGUCUAUUCAUGAAAUUUUGAACCAAUGUAAAGAGCAGCUGGUGUUAUCAAAUUAUGUCUGAAAAAUAUAAAAUAUGUCAAAAAUGAAGAUAUAAGGUUUUGUUCCUAUAGUGAGAUAUAUAAAUUGUGACUACCUGGAGAGAUUUAGAGAAAUAGAGAAGUAUAACAUUUAUUUGUAGAUGAUUACAAAUGCAGUAAAAUGAAUAAAAUGAAGAGAUUUUAGCCCAGUAACCCAGCAUCACCUAAAUGUUCUGUUCUUCUAGAGUACAGUAAGAUACGUCAUCAAAUAUCACUUUAAAAUAUCAGUAAAAUAUAAACAUUUGUCUAAUGCCAAUAAUGUUACUUAGAUACCGAUAUGAUUCCAAAAUCUUUGUGCAUCUCAAAUCUGUACAUCUAAAUCUGCCAAUGACAAUACAGAUUCCGACAGUUUGGACUGACUACAUUGUAAAUGUGGCUUACUUUGUAACUUUUACUUUUCUAUGCAUAUACCAUUAAUGCAUCAUCACAUUGUCACUAAAUAUUGGUCAGAUUUUAAUAUGGAACUGAAGUGGAUAUUAUGAUUUCAGAACUGAUUCCAGUGUAGUACAGAUAGUAUCAUCCAUUCCACAGAGUCUUAGGGAGCGAGCAGAGAGGAAAAAGCACCGUGAUACAAAGACCACAGGGAUACUGCAAUGGCUCUCUGCAGCUACUGUGGUUAGAUUGUCGUCACAUUGCCUUAUACGGAUGACGUGGAUAAUACUUUUUGUUUUUCCAGAGUUCUGAAGAGGUUUUUAUUUGUUUCUGUUGAGCAGGGAAGAAAGCGCUCUUCAGUAAAGGGUUUAGUCCGGAACCAGUAUGUGUCGCUCUUCAUGCUGCAUAAAACCUGUGGCCGAGCUCCAGCAGCAAGAUACUAAUCAGAUAGUAUCAGAAAAUCAUGUUUUUGUUUUGUUUUUUGUUUGUUUGUUUGUUUGUUUUUUUUACAGAAAGUGGUCAUUACAGAGUUCAGAAGUGAGGGUUUGGACUGCUGUCUGUAGAGGAAAACAGAGCCGCUACAGAGAGAAAAAGACUAGUCUAUCGUUGCACUGAGAAAUGUAUUUAUAUGAGAAUUUUUUAUUUCAUUAAAUUGUGACUAAAAAUUAAGUGUCACAGACUGUUAUUUUAACAUUCAGAUAUUAGUCUAAAACUAUUACAGAGUUUUCACUGAGCAGCUUUCUUCACUGAUCGUACCUUUCUCAUGGACCCACUAUACUGUUAUUUCAGUUUCAGUUCAUUUACAGUCAAAAUGUAAUCGUCAUCUCACUGUUCAUUUGAAGACGUUGUGUUUAAUUGUUUUUAAUAGGUUGUUGUUCAAUAGAAACAGACCAGGCCAGAGAGGGUAUGCAUCUUAAGGCCCUCUAACACCAACUACACGUCCAGUCUUGACAGGCUCCUUUGACGCACUCUCAAUAUGACUACUACAUUCCAAAGAGUGGAUUAAAUAAAGUUUUUAUUAAGUUGUAAA
This is a messenger RNA of Pygocentrus nattereri (red-bellied piranha), 6599 nucleotides long. RefSeq names its product neuropilin 1b (gene nrp1b). Gene Ontology annotation, biological process: axon guidance; angiogenesis; vascular endothelial growth factor signaling pathway. Gene Ontology annotation, molecular function: vascular endothelial growth factor receptor activity; semaphorin receptor activity. Gene Ontology annotation, cellular component: membrane. The record is from RefSeq and is a predicted model, not a curated record. The transcript is spliced from 17 exons. NCBI's taxonomy places the organism in Eukaryota, Metazoa, Chordata, Actinopteri, Characiformes, Serrasalmidae. The coding region runs from base 394 to 3447 and encodes 1017 amino acids.